Molecule: messenger RNA, 724 nt
Organism: Patiria miniata (bat star)
Lineage: Eukaryota; Metazoa; Echinodermata; Asteroidea; Valvatida; Asterinidae
Product: signal-induced proliferation-associated 1-like protein 3
Exons: 5
Coding region: 208-657 (149 amino acids)
Biological process (GO): activation of GTPase activity
Cellular component (GO): cytoplasm
Molecular function (GO): protein binding; GTPase activator activity
Source: RefSeq, a predicted model, not a curated record
UUUGAGGGUUUACUUCAACGAAGGGAACUGCGUACGGAUACGCAUACCUGACGAGGAACUGGAUGAGAUUCCUGGAAUGGUGAAAAGACUGGAGGCCGUCACCACGGGAGUCAAGACCCAGGAGAUCACCUUGCUUCGCAACGGUCUAGGCCAGCUUGGAUUCCACGUGCACUACCAAGCUAGGCAUAGUGGUGGAGGUCGACCCCUAUGGGUGGGGCGUGGCAAGCUGGGUUAAGAAAGGGGGCCAGACUCGUCGAGAUCUGUGAGAUCGCUGUCUGCACACAAAACCACGAUGAGAUGAUUGAUCUGCUCAGGACGUCACAAACGGUCAAAGUUCUGGUCGUGCCGCCCCAUGAAGACGGCAGCCCAAGGAGGGGUAGCACACCCAUUGACUACGACGCUUCCCUCCCGCAUACGGGCAAGACGCCGUUCAACCGUAGUUGCAGCAGCGGCAAAGGAGGACACAGCUACAGGGCACCUAUAACUAUCCAACGAGAUGGCAAGGCCGGCCAAGGUUCUCAUACCAGAUCCUUCACCACGCCCGGUACCCUGCUGCUUCAUCAUCUCACGCGCGCACGGCCUCAGAUCUGUCGCGUUCCAGCGAGGACCCGGACUCCGCCUCGAGCAACGCCGUCCGCAGCGCCAUCGCCACGUUAGAGCGCCGCAUCCACCACCAGCCCGAGUCUCGCGGUGGGGGCGGGCAGGGCCAGCAUCGCUACCGGGC